UAUAAAACCUCCAUCCCCCCUCGGAAGCAACCGGGAGAUGCGUUCCUCUCCCGGUAAUCGUUAGGAAAGAGAAAAAAAGUCCGUUUGCCGCCAUUGGUCUCGGAUUCCCCCCUCGCGUUGUGCAGAGUGCAGACUCGUGCUCGAACUCGUACCAAAAUGCCAAAGGACAAGGAUCUAAAGCACAAAUCCAAGAAGCUCAAGAGUGAAGAAUCCUCAAAGCGCAAAGCUGACUCGGAUGAUGAUGAUACAAGUGAUACAUCAGUGGAGGAUGAACCUGUACAGAAGUCUUCAUCUGGGGAUCACAAAACCAAUGACCAGGGAGAGCCCUUCAUGAGCAUAGAUAAGAACCGAAGGGUCACAAUCAGAGAGUUCAAGGGCAAGACUUACAUUGACAUCCGUGAAUUUUAUGAGAAGGAUGGAAAGCUCUUGCCAGGAAAGAAGGGCAUUUCACUAUCUGUUUCCCAGUACAACAACUUGAAGUCUGCAAUGCCCAGUAUUGAUAAACUGCUGUAGAUCUGCAUUCUGAAGUCUUGAGUGUAUUGGUGUGUUCUGCAUAUGGAAGCGUCAACAUGUGCUGUAUGUUAAUGAUACAUGAAAAAUAAGGGACAACUUUUGCAUGGUAGCUUUUUUUUAACAAACUAUUAGUCUCAAAGUAACUGUACUCUUACCAUUCCAAAUUACUGAUAGUGUAAGGAAAUAUGUUCUCUUCAAAAAUUUCCAUAUGAGAGUGUGUGCAACCCCGAAAGUAAAUGUUGAAGCCUUUUUUUAUGCGAUGUAUUUUCAUAGAGCACUUGAAUUUUUUGAAAAGACAAGAAUUUAUUUGAUGUCAGAAAGCAUCGUAAUAAAAAACAAGUAUAUUG
Molecule: messenger RNA, 860 nt
Organism: Penaeus vannamei (Pacific white shrimp)
Lineage: Eukaryota; Metazoa; Arthropoda; Malacostraca; Decapoda; Penaeidae
Gene: Ssb-c31a
Product: single stranded-binding protein c31A
Biological process (GO): positive regulation of transcription initiation by RNA polymerase II
Molecular function (GO): DNA binding; transcription coactivator activity
Source: RefSeq, a predicted model, not a curated record